AUGGAUGACAGUAGUAGUGAGGCUAGAGCUGGAAUUGAAAACGAUACUACUGUGAGGUCAAGAAGUCCCAGCGUAGAUUCGCAGUCAUAUGCGAUUCCGAUGCCCGAAGAGAUUGAAGAACAGCUAAGCGAAGAAUCAAGUUCGUUUGAUGAUUCUAAUUCUGUGGAAUCCAAUGAGGAUCAAAUCCUGGGUAGAGCUUUGCCAGAAAGUGGACAACAUGCGUUUUCUCAAGAUUCACAAGAGUUUGAGCCGAUGUUAGACGUUUCUAAACACAUAUUUGAUUCAUUGAUGCAGGCCAUCGAUUCAGCUGAUUUUUCUGAGGCCAUAUCAUUGCAGACCAAGACAUCAGCGGUGAUUAAUUCUAAGAGUACGGAAUUAAAGCAAUUGAUUGAUGAGACUAAAGUAAGAUUUAGUCAGUUUAAGGAAAGGUUUGAAAAAGGUUCACUAACCGCUAAGAAUAUUCGAGGCAAUUUACGUUACUCUAAGGAUAAAAUUGAAAAGAUUAACGCAUUGGUACGGACCAGUUAUCCAAUUGAGUUUAAUGAGGCAAGAGAAAAAAUACUAGAGCGUCCGUUAGAUGAUCAUUAA
Molecule: messenger RNA, 588 nt
Organism: Zygosaccharomyces rouxii
Lineage: Eukaryota; Fungi; Ascomycota; Saccharomycetes; Saccharomycetales; Saccharomycetaceae
Gene: KXD1
Product: Kxd1p
Exons: 1
Coding region: 1-588 (195 amino acids)
Biological process (GO): endosome organization; regulation of protein localization
Cellular component (GO): BLOC-1 complex; endosome
Source: RefSeq, a predicted model, not a curated record